UCUCCUUAAUUAUCCCAUCGAUUAAAUUAACAAUCGAAGGUGCGUAAAGAAGCCAGUCCGAUUCGAUUUUCCAAGCCGUCGGAUUUAGCCACAAUGGGAAAUUUGCUCAGAUUAUUAUCCAGAGAAGACCCUCCAAAGUAUGAUGUCUUUGUUGAUUUCGAAAGUGCUCAACCAACAGAAGCAGAAAGAGAGACUUUUGAUAUAGUCUAUAAUAUAUUACAGCAUUCCAGAAGCAUCUUGCAAGAACUGAGUAAUUAUAGAGGAGCUGGAAAUGAAAUUCGAGAAGCCAUAGCAAAUCCAAGUAAUGAUAUUUCUCAGGAGAAAGCAUGGAAAGCAAUUCUUCCUCUUGUAGCUAAAUUAAGAGAGUUUUAUGAUUUUUCACAAAAGCUUGGUAAAUUAUUUAAAUUUUUAUUAGUUUUAAGUUUUAAUGAAAUAUUACA
This is a messenger RNA of Centruroides sculpturatus (bark scorpion), 440 nucleotides long. Its product is annotated as protein FAM49A-like. Lineage: Eukaryota; Metazoa; Arthropoda; Arachnida; Scorpiones; Buthidae. The transcript is spliced from 4 exons. Gene Ontology annotation, molecular function: small GTPase binding. Gene Ontology annotation, biological process: regulation of actin filament polymerization. The record is from RefSeq and is a predicted model, not a curated record. The annotation marks the transcript as partial.